Pezoporus occidentalis (night parrot) is the source of this 1467-nucleotide messenger RNA. RefSeq names its product chondroitin sulfate synthase 3 (gene CHSY3). Gene Ontology annotation, cellular component: membrane. The transcript has 2 exons. Lineage: Eukaryota; Metazoa; Chordata; Aves; Psittaciformes; Psittacidae. The record is from RefSeq and is a predicted model, not a curated record. Bases 448 to 1467 code for a protein of 339 amino acids. Gene Ontology annotation, molecular function: glucuronosyl-N-acetylgalactosaminyl-proteoglycan 4-beta-N-acetylgalactosaminyltransferase activity.
GGCGAGGCUGUGGCGUGGGGGAAUCUCGAUCAGCACCUAAAAAAAUCGUUUCCUUCCGGAGCGACGGCAGCGGCCGCCGCUUCCCCGGCGCAGAUCGGUUGCCGGCGGCUGUGCCCUCCGGGGUGAGGCGCUCGGCAGCCACGGAGGAAGCCAGCGGAGCAGCGAGAGCGAAGCGGUGGCCGCCGCUGCCGUGUAGAGGAGGCUGAGCGGUGGGAGGGGCGAGGAGGGACCAGCCGCCGCGGUGACAAGGUAUCAGCGGAGCGGAGGGGUCGCCGCUAGAGUCGGGCGUCCUCGCCGCCGCCCUGCCGUCCGCAGAAGUUUGACUCGGGCGCCGCGCAGCCCCCGGGCCGCCGAGGCGGGGCAGGGAGCAGCGCCGGGAGCCGCCGCGGGACGGGGGUCGCCUCCAGCGGGAGGCAGCGGCUCUCCGGGAACCGCCCCGUCCGCGCCAUGGCAGCGCGGUCGCGGAGACCCUGGCUGAGCGUGGUGCUGGGGCUGGUGCUGGGCUUCACCGCCGCCUCCUGGCUCAUCGCCCCCAAAGUGGCCGAGCUGACCGAGAAGAAGAGGCGCGGUUCCAGCCUCUGCUCUUACUACGGCCGCUCGGCGGGUCCAGGGACGGGCGGGGGGCCGGCGGGCGGGCAGCAGGCGCCACCGGAGGCAGCGGCUGUGCAGGGCGGCACGAGUUUCAGGAGCCCCUGGGAGCUGCCGCCGGCGGCGCACGGAGCGGUCUCCACCCCCGCCGCUGGCGGGGAAGGAGAGCUGGAGGAGGAGGAGGAAGGCGGUGAGAAGCGGGGUAGCCGGCCCGGCGGCAGCCACAACGGGAGCGGGGACUGGGGGGGCUCCCCUGGCUGUGCCAAGCCCCGCAACUUCCUCUACGUGGGGGUCAUGACGGCCCAGAAGUACCUGGGCAGCCGAGCAGUGGCCGCGCAGCGGACGUGGGCGCGCUCCGUGCCGGGGCGCGUGGAGUUCUUCUCCAGCCAGGGCUCCGCCGCGCCCCCGGAGCUGCCGCAGCUGCCCGUAGUCGCCCUGCCUGGAGUGGACGACUCCUACCCGCCGCAGAAGAAGUCCUUCAUGAUGAUCAAGUACAUGCACGAUCACUAUCUGGACAAGUACGAGUGGUUCAUGCGGGCGGACGACGACGUCUACAUUAAAGGUGAGAAAUUGGAGGAGUUUCUUCGCUCACUGAACAGCAGUAAACCUCUGUAUUUGGGACAGACUGGGCUGGGUAACAUCGAAGAACUUGGAAAACUCGGGUUGGAGCCUGGAGAGAAUUUCUGCAUGGGAGGGCCGGGAAUGAUCUUCAGCCGUGAGGUUCUCAGGAGGAUGGUGCCUCAUAUAGGUGAAUGCCUUCGAGAAAUGUACACCACUCAUGAAGACGUGGAGGUGGGCAGGUGUGUCAGAAGGUUUGGAGGAACUCAGUGUGUUUGGUCCUAUGAGGUAAGUCAUUGUAAGUUGCAAUGUGCUGUUUAG